Eurytemora carolleeae is the source of this 2454-nucleotide messenger RNA. RefSeq lists its product as uncharacterized. The record is from RefSeq and is a predicted model, not a curated record. Bases 608 to 2104 code for a protein of 498 amino acids. Lineage: Eukaryota; Metazoa; Arthropoda; Copepoda; Calanoida; Temoridae. The transcript has 2 exons.
GAAACAUGAUUUAUGUGAAUGUACGGGAGAAAAUGAAUAAUUUCUGAACAGUAUAUAUAAUACUUAGUAUAUUUUUUUGGCCAUUUUAAAAUCCCGUGUUGACGAAGCGGUUGAUAUCGACCGCUGUCCCUAUCUCUAAAACUAUGCAUUGUAUGAAAAAAAUUAAAAUAGUUCUGUUCCUCAGGGAACAUGUCAAAAAAGAUUGAAAAUCUAAAAAAAAAUAUUUUGAAAAAUAUUAAGUUCAAACAUAGACAUUUAAUUAAGAGGUUUUGCAUGCUAGGACUAAAUAUAUAGGUUAGUGAUAAGAAUAACAUGUUUUUGCAACCACUAAUAAUUAAAAAAAACGAGUGACAUGUGCAACUAAUACAUAUAUAUAUAUAUUUAAUUAUACUAAUAGCUCCAUUUUAGCAUAUACCUGUCAGAUUAUAUCAUGGAUGAAUCUUAAAUCAUAACGGGUUCACAAAUUUCUCAAAAGUUCAAUACUCUCUGCUUUCCCUUGGUUCCCUUUAUAAGGAAGACACGGAGACAUCAUUCUUCAGUUCAACUCAGCCUUUUCUUCAGGAGACUUGAAACAUCAGAAACUUGAUAAUCAGAACUGACAAGAAAGAUGAAUCCAAUCUUAAGUAUUUGCCUUCUUCUUAUCUUCAUGGCUUCAGCAAUAGAAGCUCACCCCUCUGAGAUUUUUAAGAGACAUUCAAUGCCCUCAGCAUUAAGUUCUGCUGAGCGUGAAAGCAGAAACAUUAAAAAUACAUUUGGACUAUCAGAUGAUGCUCCAGAACCUAUUGAGAUCACUACUGUAGCUACAGAUCAAACAACCGUUACGGACAUUGAAGAAGACGAAAACAUCACUAAGAAAAUUACCAAUAAUCUUCCUAAUUAUCUUGAAACAACAGCAGAAAGGACAGGGAAGCAGCACAUAAUUGAUCUUCAACUUUUGUCUCCAAGUCAAUAUCCUCUUCAUUACCUUGAAAAUCAGCCCCAAGCUCCUAAAGUUCUGCAAACCCUUGCACUAGCUCAGAAAAAUGGGAUUCUGAUUGACCAGUUUGGAAACACUUUCAAGUUAGCUGAAAUUCCAUCUCAUCUACGCCAAAUCAAUUUUGAAAAUCCUGUAGUUGGAAACAAUGUAGAUUUACUAGAAGAAGAUCCAAUCAAUGACACAGAGUUUAUUGAAGAUGAAACAAGCACUGAAACUAUUUUAGUACAAGAUAUUGCUACAGACAAUGGGGUGAAAUGUGUUAAAAAGGUAAUGCAGGUUGAGGAAAUUGUUCAUGAUAAUAUCAUAAAGUGUUCACACUCAUUUGCUGAGAAAUGCCACAACACUUUUAUCACAGAUUAUGCACCAUCUCAGGAGGAAAAGUGUUCAACAAGCUUUGAAAAGAAUUGCCAUAUCACCUACCAACCAAUGGCCUUUGAUGAGAAGGUUGAGAUUUGUGAUGAGCCCUUGAAGAAAGUUUGCAAUGAUUCUAUAACUGGAGAGGAGGUUUGUCGGACUGAGUAUGAAACUUCCUGUGAAACCAGGUACAAGAUCCAUACUGUAGAGCAAGAUGAACCUGUUUGUAAAGUGGUUAUGGAGAAGAAGUGUGAUGGUGUUGUGGUAGACAAUCAAGAUCAAGCAAACAAUGGAAGAGGAAGGAGAUCAAUUGCUAGAAUAGAAAAUGGAGAAGAAUUUAUCCGACAAGCAGAAAACUGUGAAGAAUGGCCAGUACAGAAAUGUACACUAGAGAAGAAAACUGUCACUAAAUCCAACCCUGAAACUUCUUGUCAGAAGCAUCCUAAAGAAGUUUGUACAACAUCCAACUGUAAAUUUGUUCAGAGUGAGAAGACCUGCAGAGAGGAAACAAGAAGUCUUGUGCAGAAUAUUCCAAGUGAGGAUUGUGACCUUGAGCCUAGGGAGACCUGUAAACUGGAAACAGUUCUAGUUCCACGUUUAGUUGAGAAACCUAACUGUGUUCAGGUUCCAAAGGAAAUUUGUGUUGAAGUUAAGACUAAUCCAAGAAAGGAAUCAAAGCCUGUUGUAAAGGAAUGGUGCUACCGCCCUCAGGACUUCCAAGCAAGCUCCACCAAGGAAGUAUUAGAUCUUCUUCUGAACAAGCUCAAUAAGUAGAUGAUGACUAUAUUUGAGGCUGGGCAUUCGAUCCUGAAACAAUGUCUGAGAAAUCAAUUAUCACUUUAUACUAUGGUCUUCCACAUUUCAUAUUACUUCUUAAAUACUUUUCAAUAUUUCUAAUUUUUUUAUUUGAUUUAUUUUCUAUCUUGUUGGUUUUGGCUAGUUACUAUUAAUUAUUAAUAGGGUUGUUAAUCGUUUUUGUAAACGAUUGUUAAACGAUCGUUUUUUGUUUCGUUUUCAAAAAGGAUCGUUCCGUUUUCUGACAAAAACUAACGUUUUUAAAAACGACCCAAUCGUUUUGAACUUUUAGAAAACGAUUUUUAUUAAAACGAUUUUUUCAUACGAUU